Messenger RNA from Trichomonas vaginalis G3, 2859 nucleotides. RefSeq names its product TKL family protein kinase. Gene Ontology annotation, biological process: macroautophagy; protein phosphorylation; late endosome to vacuole transport. Gene Ontology annotation, molecular function: ATP binding; protein binding; protein serine/threonine kinase activity. The record is from RefSeq and is a predicted model, not a curated record. The transcript has a single exon. Lineage: Eukaryota; Parabasalia; Trichomonadida; Trichomonadidae. Gene Ontology annotation, cellular component: nucleus-vacuole junction; late endosome; phosphatidylinositol 3-kinase complex, class III, type I. The coding region runs from base 1 to 2859 and encodes 952 amino acids.
AUGUUUAAGAAGAUCGGAAUUACAGAUUAUAAGCAUCUCGAAUCUGGUACUUUCUUUAUGGUUUUUCAAGGAAAAAUACAAAAUUCGAAUGUCGUAUUAAAAGCGUAUGAAUAUACAGCCGAAAUAAUAUCCCUUGAAGAAGCAAAACGGUCUCUAGACUUCUUUACCAAGCUAGAAGAAUAUUCACUAAAUCUCCCAGGAAUUGUGAAAUAUACAGAUUUAAAGUGUGAAGGAACAACGGCAUUUUUGAUUCGUCCAAAGUUCCAAACAUCCUUAGAAGACCUUCUUGUUUUCCAGGAACCUCCUAUUACAAUGGUCGAAAAGCAAUGGAUUGCUUAUCAAGUUUGUAUCAUAUUACUAAGACUUCAUCAAAGUGGUCUCUACCAUUCUGAUCUAAAGCCCUCCAAUAUUUUCGUCUCAGAUUCUUUCUUUACAUAUGUUACAGACUUAGCCCCAUACAAACCAGAGACAAUAUCUCCAAAUAGAAUGAAUCUAUACUAUCACUUCUUCACUACGAGCUCGACAUCAGGAUAUUACUUAGCUCCCGAGCGUUUUACGAACGAACAAAAGAAAAUUGAUAUGAAAGCAGCCGAUUUAUUCAGUUUAGGCUGCGUUUUAUACUUCAUUUUCUCUGAUGGCAAACAUUUAUUCGACGUUAUGUCUGGAUUGAAGUACGGUUGUGGAGAAGAUACAAUUUCUGAUAAAUUAUCUAAAGUUGCGGACGAAAAAAUGCGAAAUUUAAUCAAGAGCUUAAUAUCAUUAGACAUUACCAAGCGAUUAGAAGCAGAAAAUAUGAUUCUACAGUCGUUUUCAGAGCAAAUGAAAGUUUUAUUCGACAUGUUUCGUAGCUUUUCACUUAACAACGAUUUCGAUGCAAAUACAGAUGCAGAAAAACUUCUCGAUGUAGCCAAACUUGGCGAUGAUGAUUACAAAAUCAUUGUUAUCGAUUAUAUGAACGAUAUAAUACAAAGAGACUUAUUCACAAGUAACUUUUACGUAUUCUUCGAUGCAUACACUCAAAUUGUCAAGCCAAUUCCCGACGAUUUUAAAGUUAUCAGAUGUAUUCCAACACUUUCUCUUCUAAUCGAAAAAUACGACUCACCAAGUUUACAUUCACGUGUUUUACAAGUUAUUUACGAGAUGCUUUCUACAAUUCAUUCAGUUCCACGAGAAUUUCGAGGUAUAUUUGCCAGUUUCUUAAAUCCUUUACUAGAAAAAGCCUCUAACAGGAGCGAGCGAACCAGAGAUAUCAUUGCCAGCUUCCUUCCUAAAUACGCUUGCGAAUUGGAGAGAUUAACUCCUAUGACUUACGAAAGAAUCGCAAUUGACUUUUCUUUCAUCACUACAACAGACAAUAUCAAUGUAUUCACCAUAUUUACAGAGUCAUUGAUCGCUCAAUCCUCUCACGGAAUCAGAUUAUUAAAUACAUUCCUUUUUUCAUUGCUAAGUAUGUUCAAUUUCACCGAAGAAAGCUUCAAGAUCAUCACAAUGAAGGUAUUCGUCGCUUUCUACGAGAAUUCUGCUCCAAAUGAGAUCAGAUUUUUCUCAGAACAGUGCAAUGAGUCCAUUUUACCUGUUUGCCAAGAUUUGCUUUCCAGAAACAUCUCCAACGGUCUUCUUAUUGCCAUCCUAGACCUCCUAGAUGUAGCGUUCAGUCGUGGAAUGGCCGAAAAAACUUACGGAUACGCUUUGUUACCGAAAUUCAAUGAACUCUCGAGUUCUACAGAUACAGAAGUAAGGUACAAGACUCGUAAGUUGAUGUACAUGUUCCCGCGACCAAUAACAGCUACAUUAUUCACUGAUCCAGGCCAAUUCAUUGACAUGUCGUAUAAAAACUCUAAAGCAGUCAGAAAAAACAUUUACACUUCACCGGGGAAUGUUGUUACUUGUCCUAUUGUCAAACCGAACUUCUGUCGAGUUUUUAGAAGAGACAACCAGCCAAUCAACUUCAUCGACGGCAUAGGAACAACAGACAAUUACGUUGUUUUGCUUGGCGACAACAAAAUCAUGUAUUUGAACACUAAAGACACAAAUACUAUGGAUAUUGACUUGAACAGAACGAAACUGUUGAAGAACAAAGCAACAGCAAUGGCUGCUCUCGAGAAUUCUUUGGUUGUAGGACAUGAUAAUGGUGAAAUCUAUUUAAUUGAUCAUAAAUUGUUCCAAAAAACAUUGAUAGAAACAGGAAAUGCACCUGUAAAAUCAAUUUUAGCAUUGAAUGAUACGAAUUUCAUCGCUGGAUUCAAUGAUGGAAUGAUUUCUCUUAUUGAUACAAGAGAAAACAAUUCUAAGAAUACGUUUAGUUUCACAGGAAUUAAUGAUAUUUCCGUUUUAUCACAUGUUUACGGUGUAGAGAAUGUUGCAGCAAUAGGAUUUGGAGAAGGAGUUGUUUCUUUGUUCGAUGCAAGAGUUAUGAAACCUGUUUGGUUGUCGACUUGUCCUCCUGUCAACCAUUUAGUUCAUUUGGAAAGUCCUUCAAAUGGUUGUUCUUUCUGCGUUGUUUCUGAUUCUUCUGCUUACGUAAUUACUGAACCAACACACACGAGUUUGUCAUCAAUUCCUGUGACAAAUGUUGUGGCUGCUCCUUACAAAGGUGCUGCAAUUGUUUGCAGUAAUAAUGGUGCUUUGCUGAUGCAUACUUCUCAAUGUUUUGAUUUGUAUGAUAACGGCGUUUAUCCUGUUGGAACUCCAAGACACGAUUGUCCUUUAACUCCUCACACAGCGAAGUUGACAUCAAUGUGUGUGCAUAAGUCUGCACUGAUUACAGGUGAUGAAGCUGGUUUCAUCAAUUUCUGUAAAUUGGCAAGAAGAAGACAAUCAAGUGGAUCUGGAGAUCCUGUUACAGAACAAGAUGAAUAA